Messenger RNA from Styela clava, 2582 nucleotides. Lineage: Eukaryota; Metazoa; Chordata; Ascidiacea; Stolidobranchia; Styelidae. The record is from RefSeq and is a predicted model, not a curated record.
AUAACAUUUUUGGUUAAAAAUUUUAUUUAUUAAAAAAAAACUAUAAAUAGAAAACAGUUCAUUUACAAAAGCUAGUCCAACUGCUAGGCUAAUGUUUGUACAAUAAUAAAAAGAAGUACAAUCAGACAAUGUAACAAACGGGGUCAUUAUGAUGUUAUUUUCACUGCUUGUAGUUUUGUUCCACAUAGUCAUAAUUGAAUUGAUAUUUUUUCAAGGAGUCUGCCACUUUCAAGAGGUCAACAUUGCAACAUAUGCCCUCGAAAUUAUGAUAUGCAGAGUGCGGACAAAGAUUAUACAUUCUGACAUUAUACAGUUAUACCGAAUGUAACCUGAAAGCAUCUUCCAUUUUCAAAGCAGUUUCGGCUGAAUAGUGUCCAUUCUAAAUGUAGUUCUGAUUUUUGUUUCAGAUCUGAAUUGUGUUAAUGGUUGUUGACGUAAUGAAAUGCCAUCAGAUAUCAUGAUGAUUGAAUAAUAAUUUGUUGUAUGGAGUGAACCUUAAUUGUAAAAAAAAAAUUAAAACUGUAAAUGGAUUUCAGUCCAAAUGCUGCACUUUCAAUACCAUGUGUGGUAGUUCACAUAUUUUCCUAUUUGCCAAUACGAGACCUUGUUAAGCAGCAGCGUGUUUGUAAACUAUGGAAGCAAUGCUCUGAACAAAUAUUGUUUGAAAGAAGUCAAUUUGGCAAAAUUGAAAUUUUAACAUUGAUAAAAAUUCAACAACGUUAUAACAGUGAGGAUGAAUACGAGGACUGGUCAAGUAAUACUGGUGAUGAUUUUUUCAAAGAUGAUUUUAUGAGAUGGAGAGAAAAGUGGAGAAUUAUUCCAUCAUUAUUGAUGUGCGCCUCAUACUUGCCCGACAGUUCAGCUCUGAAACUUGAGAAGCAGUGGCUUCCCAAAAAUUGUAUAGCUUUGGUGUUCGAAACUGCUGGCACCAUAUGUAUCGAUGGCGAAAAAUCUCAAAUUGAAGAUGACCUUGACAUUGUUGAUGUUUCCACAUCUCACAAUUUGAUUGCACUCGCAAAUGACAUCCAGACAAAUGUUCUUUAUUUGAAAACUGGAGGAGGGAAGGAGUCGAGAGAUCUUUUUUUGUCUAAAUUUAAAACUAUACUCACAAAUGAAGCCACUAAAUUUGUCCUGGUAAUUGCUAGUAGUAGGUUCGAAAACCUGAAAACUCUGGAAAAUGACAUCAACAGCGCAACUGAAAAGGGUAUUGUAAUUCUUGGCUGUAGUUCAUGUGAAUCUCUCCUAUUACUCUGCCCAGAUGAACAUGUUAAAACAGACAUUAUUGCAGUAUCAUUAGAGGGUUCGAGUAUUAAGGCAGCUUCUACCUAUAUCAGUGAAAAUGACAUUGGUGAAGAAUUAACAGUGACAAAAUUAUAUGAUUGUAUUUUGUCACUAAAAAAUGUUAUUGAUAAAUUCUUUGAAUCAUGUCCGGCUCAUGUAAAUAAUUUAGAUGAAUUAGGGUUUUGCAAAUUAUGUCAUUCUCAAACAAUUGGAUUUAUAAUAAUGACUCCUCGUUCCAAACAAGAGUGGUAUGAAGAAUAUGAUGAAAACCCACGUCCUAUUUGCUUCAAUCAAGAGCAGGAUGCUUUUCGUGCAAUAUUUCCAAAUGUUCCUUUGUUUGGUUCAUAUGGGGAAGGAAUUAUUGGGGGUUCAAUAAAUAUACCGAAUGCAAAGAACCAUUCUAUCUUCACAGAUCCAGAAGUUUUUGCGAUGUGUUUUGGGGUAUUGGUGCUCUCAUAACAGAAUGGGUUCAGGGCUUGAGACAUUAGGUUAUUUUCAAAAUUUGUGGCCCUUUAGUCAGCCAAUACUGUUAAACCUACUGCUGCCUUGACAGGAGAGCAAUACUCAAAUAUGUGGUCAUGGCACAGCAAAAUUUCAGGAGAAAUCAGUGUGAUGGACAUUAGGAAAAACUUGUAAAAGAAUAGCCUAAAAAGAUUUUAUUCAACUUUGUAUCUAUAUUAGUAUAUAGCUAAUUAUAUUCAAAAUGUCUGGUAGACAAGGUGGCAAAAAGAAACCAUUAAAGCAGCCAAAGAAGGAACAAAAAGAUAUGGACGAUGAUGAAAAAGCAUUCAAGCAAAAACAGAGAGAAGAAGCAAAAAAGUUACAGGAACUGAAGGCAAAAGCUUCUGGCAAAGGACCUCUUUCACAAGGUGGAAUAAAGAAAUCUGGAAAAAAAUGACCUCAAGUGAUGCAAGAAAAUUUUUUAGUCACACUGGAACUCCAAUAAACACUAGAAUUGAGAAACAGGAUAGAGAUGUACAGAAAUGUUGCAGUAGUAUUGUCGCUAAACCAAAAUCAUAUUAAUAAUUUCAGUUAAUACAUGCGAUUCCAAAUAAACUUGUUCUAUAGCUGGGUAUAGUUAAUUAACAUGCUGAUUUGUACAUUUGCUGCCAAAAUAUUUUGAAUGCUUUUACUUCAUACUAUUUUUUAAAACAAGUAGAAUCUACUACAUUCUGCAAUAAAUUUUGUUGGUGACAUGUUUAUCCAGCAUUUUGUUUUUCAAUUGAUAAAACUUCUUCCUUCAGAGUCCAGACAGUGGCUUGAAAUAACUUGUAAAAGCCAUUUCGUUUAUAAUAAUAACA